AUGGAUUGGCUUGAUGAUAGUGUUGUCGAAAAGCUGCAAGCGGCUCAAGUUUUAACAGCUGACGAAGUGAAUUCGUUUCGUCAACAAGAAAGUAUCCAAGAUAUAAAGAAGGAUAUAAUAGAAAUUGUAAAAACCCGAACAGAUCGUUCGUUUUAUAUCUUCUGUAACAUUUUAAAGAACCAUCCAAAUCCAGCAUUGCAAACUCUGGGCAAUAAAUUAAGGAAGGAUAUGGAAGCACCUGAAAAUCUAGAUAUCCUCCAUGAUGUUCCAGAAUUGCCAAGCCAUCAUCUUAUUGUACGUGAUUCAUUUGUUAACACUACAGCAACGGCUCUGAUGAAAAUGAAUUUCAGUCAAGGUCGAUUACUGGUUCAUGGCAUCCCAGGAAGCGGAAAAACCAUGGCAGUUGCCAAUUCUAUAAGACACAUGGUGAAAGCAAAUGAUCUCUUUACUCCUAAUGGUAUUUUUUGGACUAAAAUCGGUGAGCUUAAAAAUAAAUUACAGGGUCAGUUUGAACUCCAGCAAUCUUGGCAGUUGUUAGCCUCCUUUCAACCUAAUAUUGGCUUGUCAACAAUUACAGCAAAUCAAGUUAUUGCUUCUGUCAUUGAAUAUUGCCGCUGCUAUCCUUUAGCGAUUACUCUUUUAGGCGGAGCACGAUUACAAUCGGAGGAGGAAUGGAAAGAAGCACUAGUAUUUAUUCAGCAGAAUAAGGAAGAUAGCCAUGGUCCCUCAGAGAACUAUCCAGCGAGUUUAUGCCGCGUUUUUCAGUUUGUUAUCAAUCGACUCCCUUCUCCGGUCGGAGCCUACUAUAGACUGUUAGGAGCAUUUAAAAAAAGCGUAAAGAUUCCGGUUGCAGCAAUAGCAACGUUAUGGGAUCAAUCGCAGCAGCUUGAAAGUAUAUUGAAAGAUUUGCACAGUAGAUCUCUAAUAGUAUAUCACCGAGAUAAAGACAAUGCAAAGAGCUAUUGCCAGAUACAUGGGACUCUGUCAGACCUGCUUCUUCAGAAUCCAGAUAAAGGGCAACAAUCUGUAGGCGCCAGUAAACAGUAUCGACAGAGUUUGCAUAAUACACUAUUAAAUCUAUAUCGCAUUCGAUGGGGUAAUUGUUGGUGGCGUAUCCACGAUCAAUAUAUACAAGAGCACUUAAUUUAUCAUUUAGUGGAAGCAUCAGAAGGCGAGUUAAUCUCUAAGCUAACGAUGGAUAUUUUAUGGGCAGAAGUAAACUUAAAAAUAAGACAAUCUCUAACAGACUUACUCCAAGAUUUGCAGCGAUGCCAAGAAUAUUUACAUUCCAAGGGCAUCUUUCCUAAAAUGGAAUUGUAUGAGACGAUCAGAAAGAACGAGCUAUAUAAACUGGUCACCGAUAUAGCUCAAAAACAAGUCGAAUACGAAGGAAAAGCGUAUGUAAACUUAAGUUUUACUGAAAACAUGGGUAAAUGGCAAAAUACAUUACAACUUGGCGAUGAAAAGGAAUCGUGUAAUCUGGCUCUAUCUAAUCCUAUUUAUGGGCCCAUAAGGGUGGCAUUUAUGAAGUCUUAUGGAUCCCCAACGGUUUGUGACUACGCUACAACAAAAGUGUUGUUUUCUACAGCAGCCUGUGGUGAAUGUGUAGUGACUUCGGCUGACGGAAAAUAUAUGGGUUUCGGUAACAAUCCAAGACGUGACAGUGAAUAUCUAUCAAGAAUAUUUCAUGUAUGGAAUAUUGAAAUGAAAUUUCAAAUGCGGUUCAGAGAUCAAAAUAACAAAAUUUCUUCGUCUUUUGAUGGCAUUCGGUUAGAAUUUUCAAACUUUAACCUAAAAUUAUGUGCUGGCAUCUCUUCUAAUUUUGAAGUUUUAUAUCUAUGGGAAAUACAAGGUGAUAUUUUCCAAUGUCUUAAGACUGCAACGUUUAAAGAAGAUCAUCUUCAUUACUGCAAUUUCAUACCUAUGACAUCUAGCAUGAUUGUAGGUAUAAAUACCUACUACAAACCAAAAUGUUUUGGAGGCGAUGAAAACUAUAAUGUUUGUCAACUACAGAUAUGGAACGUACCAGAUCUAAGUUGUCAAAGUAGUAUUAAAGUACCAGGACGACUUGCAAGCGGAACUUACUUACCUAUUCAAGAUAGUUCUAGCUCCAACGACUGUGUUAUAACCGCCAUACGUUAUGUUAAUGACGAUUAUUUUGCAGUCAGUUACGAAUCUACCUGUGUUAAAUGUAUAUUUGGUGUUCUAAAAACGAAAUUCUGCACUGGUAAAACUUCGAAGGAAUUUUAUGAGCAAUGGUCCGAAAUGUUUAUUCAAUUAAGUGAUGAUAGUGUUCAAUCAUUUGAUGUUUCGGAGGACGGACAAUUACUGGUGUCACUGACAAAAUCAUGCAACGUCUUGCUGCACCAACGGAAUUUCAAUGGAUUUGAAUUAAUCUCCAAAGUGGCGGGAGUUCAAACAACAAAGGAAAUUAAAUUUUGCGAUCAAGGUCAUGGCUUACUCAGUUAUGAUGGUAACAAUAUCUAUCAUAUGGUCUUACCGGCUCCUUGCACAGAUCAUUUAUCUCCAUCUAGUGAAGUCAUUAGCUGUGAAUUUGGCAUUGUUAAUGGUAUUCCUGUUGUUGUAAGGCACAUCACAGCUGAAGGAACAGCUUACUUAAAGAUUAGUUAUGGCCGUCAGCUUGAUCAAACGUCCUUCAUAAACCUGGGAAAAUACACUAAAAAUCAUUUAUCUGGCGUAUGUAACAGACAAAAGAUUUACGUAUAUGAACACUUAGGUGCUGUGGUCUACAUAGAUAAUUAUACCUGCAUAAAUGGAAGUUGUGUACCGAGUCGCAUACGGACCCAUUAUCAUGUAGUUACACAGUUCAAAUACGAUCUUGUUACUGGAUUUAAGCUUAUAGGAUUAGGCAGUCCUUGUAAAGUCCUCUGGACUACCGAAGAAAUAGUAGAUAAUGACGAUUUUCGAUACCUCAAUCUUCAAUCGUUCUAUCGUAAAAGCGGAAAUCGACUGAUUUUUAUUCAGUAUGGGAAGAUUUACCAAUUAGAAGGUGAUGAAAUUAAAGAAAUCAACGAUGCUUUACAAUAUGAAAAUACAGAGGUCAAGAGCAAGUAUCAUUAUUUUGUUUUAUUGAGGGAAAGAGAUCAUUAUCUGCUCACUGGAUAUGAUCACUCUCAAGGCAAGCUCAUAGAAGGCAGCGACGACUCUAUACUAGAAAAAGAUUUAUUUUGGCCUAAAAAGUACUUUCCUUAUGUUAAUGACGAACAUAAGUCUCAAAUUGACCUUUACAAAUUCAAUACGCUUAUUCCACAUUUACAACUUCGAUCCCCUAAAUUACUGAAGAAGAUUAUAGCUGUAAAAAUGAAUCAGCUUGAAACUAUGUUGAUGUGCCAAGAAGAAGAUGGAAACUGUAGUGUUAUCCAAAUUAUUUAA
This is a messenger RNA of Trichoplax adhaerens, 3393 nucleotides long. RefSeq lists its product as uncharacterized. The coding region runs from base 1 to 3393 and encodes 1130 amino acids. Gene Ontology annotation, biological process: regulation of apoptotic process. NCBI's taxonomy places the organism in Eukaryota, Metazoa, Placozoa, Uniplacotomia, Trichoplacea, Trichoplacidae. The transcript is spliced from 18 exons. The record is from RefSeq and is a predicted model, not a curated record.